This is a messenger RNA of Dermatophagoides farinae (American house dust mite), 1226 nucleotides long. The record is from RefSeq and is a predicted model, not a curated record. NCBI's taxonomy places the organism in Eukaryota, Metazoa, Arthropoda, Arachnida, Sarcoptiformes, Pyroglyphidae.
GAUUCUGUUGAUCAUAAUAAUCAAUGAUGAUGUUUGUAAAAUUUAUUUGUGAUUAGAAUGAAAUUCCUGAUGAAUUAAUGUUGAUGAUUGAAGAAAUGUUGAAAGCAAUACCAAAUGAUCAGAAAAAUCUAACUACAAAUGAAUCAUCUGUUAAAGAUUUGGCCAAUGAAAAUGGCAACAAUAAAUCAAAAUUGAUCAUCAAUGUCCAUGAUUUUAGUGGAAAUUUUCUCUAUCUUCUCAUUAAUCAAUUUUUCUUCACCAGUUGUUCUGUCUAUCUUUUUGUAUUCAAUCUGGCCGAUGAUUUAGAAACAACAACGUUGUCCAAAUAUGAAAAUGUUUCUUUUGUUAGUGAAUUAGGAAAUCAAUCAUUAACUGUUCUACAUUCCAUUCAUCUAUGGAUUUCUUUGAUUCAUUCAACAAUUGCAGGAUUUCCGAUUCCAAAUGAAAUCUCACCAUCAUCACCACCAUCAUCGACCGCUGUGAAUGAUACUAAUGAUACCGAUAAUACGGAUAAUAAUCAACAACAACAACAACAACAACAAGACCAAUCAGUAGAUACAUCGACAAGCGAUGAAAAUUCUAGUGAAUCAAAAACAUUUGAAUUACUUCAACCACAAAUCAUAUUGGUAGGCACACACCGUAAUUCCAUACAUGCUGAGCCAAUCACUCGUAAUCAAAUUGUCAAUGAAAUAUUCGAUAAAAUUCGUUCAAGUUUUAAUGAUAAAAGCUAUGGGGGACAUUUGUUUGAAAAAAAUAUCGCCUUAGAUUGUAAAGAAAUGUCAUUCGAUGAACCGGAUCUAGUGAAAAAUCUACGUCAUAUAAUUGAAUCAUUAAUUCAUGAAGAAAAAAUGGCCGGAUUCUCCAUACCAUUAUGUUGGAUACAAUUGGAACAAAUAUUGGAAAAAUUUAAACAACGUGGCAUAUAUUUUGUCGAUGUUUAUCAAUUACAUGAAGUUGUUUCAUCAAUAAUCGAUACAUUUCAAUCAUAUGAAAAUCUAAAUUCAGCAUUAUAUUUCUAUCAUAAUCAAGGACGGAUAUUCUUUCUGGAUUGUGUCAAUAAUCAAACUGCAUUCUCAGCGGCUGAUGAUCGUCAUGGUACAUAUGAACUUGGUAUUAUAAUAUUGGAUCCAAAUUGGUUUAUCAGCUGUAUAUAUGAUCUUUGUUCAUAUUUAUGUUCAAUGAAAAAUGAUGAUGAUGAUAAUCUGUUUCUUGGUAUUAUUAGGUAA